AUGCUCGUAGACAAGAUGAAUGGGCGCGAAGACGCAGUGAACGCAUUCAUCUUGGCUUGGACAGUCGUCAUGGCGUCGAAAGGCAUACCCAGGAAAGUUCUGCCACCAUUCUUCAAUGUCCGCGCAUGCUGCGCCACACGUUCUACAAUUUCGCCGCCACCUCCCAACAUCACCGACUACGAUAUAUCGCUCGCGGCGGGUCAAGAUGACGUCGAGAGCCUUAUACCAUUCGCUGUCCAAUUCUCGGUGCAUGUGCCCCAUCGCUCGACUGCAGAGAGUGCACGCAUUGCCAUGGGCAGGUAUCAGACGGGAAAGUCUGGAUUUGUCGUAUUGACGGAACGCCUACUGCGUAUACGGUUCUACUUGGACGACCAACACCGCGCACCAUUGCUAUUCACAAUGUCUACGUACUUCCGGAGUACCGCCGCAGAGGCAUCACCGAGGCUAUGGUGA
Molecule: messenger RNA, 453 nt
Organism: Sparassis crispa
Lineage: Eukaryota; Fungi; Basidiomycota; Agaricomycetes; Polyporales; Sparassidaceae
Exons: 1
Coding region: 1-453 (150 amino acids)
Source: RefSeq, a predicted model, not a curated record